AUGCAGUGUUUUCUCUUUCAAUAUUGCCAAACAGGUCUGGCUCAGUGUGCUGAACUCUGCGGGCAGCUGAGAGGGGAAGCCGGAAAAAGGCAAGUUCCCGGUGCAAAGAUUGCUCUGCGGCAUAAUACUGGCAUUGGAGGAGUUGCCGUUCUCACGCUGUACAAGAUGGGCUUUCCUGAAGCUGCCAGUGUCUGUUAUAGCUUCCUUGUAAUUCUGGAAGGAGAGCAGUUUGUGAAGAAAAUUGGUGGUAUUUUUGCCUUCAAGGUGAAGGAUGGCCCUGGGGGUAAAGAAGCCUCCUGGGUGGUGGACGUGAAGAACGGCAAAGGAUCAGUGCUGCCUAACUCAGGCCUUCUUUCAAGGCAAAUUGAAAAUCACUGGCAGUGUGGCUCAUCAGUAAAGAAUUCAUCAGCCAAUGCCAGAGCUGCAGGAGAUGCGGGUCCGAUCCCUGGGCCAGGAAGAUCCACUGGAAGAGGAAAUGGCAACCCACUCCAGUAUUCUUGCCUGAAGAAUCCCAUAGACAGAGGAGCCUGGUGGGCUACAGUCCAUGGGGUCUCAAAGACUCAUACAUGA
Molecule: messenger RNA, 570 nt
Organism: Rangifer tarandus platyrhynchus (Svalbard reindeer)
Lineage: Eukaryota; Metazoa; Chordata; Mammalia; Artiodactyla; Cervidae
Source: the annotation of a GenBank genome assembly